Molecule: messenger RNA, 3254 nt
Organism: Echinops telfairi (small Madagascar hedgehog)
Lineage: Eukaryota; Metazoa; Chordata; Mammalia; Afrosoricida; Tenrecidae
Gene: PANK1
Product: pantothenate kinase 1
Exons: 7
Biological process (GO): coenzyme A biosynthetic process
Cellular component (GO): cytosol; nucleus
Molecular function (GO): pantothenate kinase activity; ATP binding
Source: RefSeq, a predicted model, not a curated record
ACAAAGCCCAGCCCGGCCAUCUCCUCUUUGCAAACCUAGAGAACUCCGGUCCCCAUGUUGAAACUCGGCAGUGGCGGUGGCGGGCAGGACUGGGCAUGCUCAGUAGCAGGGACAGGUUUGGAAGACGAGGAAGCCGCGUUUGAAGUCCGUGGCUAGGGAGUCAGGGGGAGGCUGACGGCCGGGGCCGGGCUCGGGGUGCACUGGGGUCCCAGGCCCGCGCUUGGGGUGGGCAAGCUGGAGGCGGGCUCCGAGGGGCGGGCGGGUGGUGGGCAGGGCGUGGAGAGGCGGGGGCAGCCGGUGGGAGAAGGGGAGGAGCGCCCGACUCCCCAUCCCCCGGCGCCGGCUCUGCGGCUGCUGAAUCGGAAGCCGCAGGGAGGAUCCGGGGAACUAAGGACGUCCGAGAAUGACCUCCAGCGAAGCCGCCUGAGCCGGGGCUCGCGCGCUGCCCUGCCAGCCUCCAGCAUGGACGGCGGCGGCGGGCAGCCGGCGCAUUCAGCGCCGCACGCUCCCGGGGUCCCCGCCGUCGCCGUGAACGGACUGCUGCACAACGGCUUCCACCCUCCGCCGCUCCAGCCGCCGCGCCUCUGCAGCCGGGGUCCCGCGGGCGGCGGCGACGCGGCGCCCCCUCGCCUCCCGCUCCAGCCAGAGCUCCAGCCGCAGCCGCCGCCGCCUCAGCACGACUCCCCGGCCAAGAAAUGCCGGCUGCGGAGGAGGAUGGACUCGGGGAGGAAGAACAGGCCGCCAUUCCCAUGGUUUGGCAUGGAUAUCGGUGGAACGCUGGUUAAGUUGGUCUACUUUGAACCGAAGGAUAUUACAGCCGAAGAGGAACAAGAGGAAGUUGAGAAUCUGAAGAGCAUCAGGAAGUAUUUGAUAUCUAACACAGCAUAUGGGAAAACGGGCAUCCGAGAUGUCCACCUGGAACUGAAAAACCUGACCAUGAGUGGGCGCACAGGGAACCUGCACUUCAUCCGCUUUCCCAGCUGUGCAAUGCACAGGUUCAUUCAAAUGGGCAGCGAGAAGAACUUCUCCAGCCUCCACACGACUCUCUGUGCUACAGGGGGUGGGGCUUUCAAGUUCGAAGAGGACUUCCGAAUGAUUGCUGACCUGCAGCUCCAUAAGCUGGACGAACUGGACUGUCUCAUUCAGGGCCUGCUCUACGUGGAUUCUGUCGGCUUCAAUGGCAAGCCGGAAUGUUACUAUUUCGAAAACCCCACAAAUCCGCAAUUGUGUCAUAAAAAGCCGUACUGCCUUGACAAUCCAUACCCUAUGUUGCUGGUUAACAUGGGCUCAGGUGUCAGCAUUCUAGCAGUGUAUUCCAAGGACAACUAUAAAAGAGUUACAGGGACCAGUCUUGGAGGUGGAACAUUCCUAGGCCUAUGUUGCUUGCUGACUGGUUGUGAGACCUUUGAAGAAGCUCUGGAAAUGGCAGCUAAAGGCGACAGCACCAAUGUUGAUAAGCUGGUGAAGGACAUUUACGGAGGAGACUAUGAACGAUUUGGCCUCCAAGGAUCUGCGGUAGCAUCCAGCUUUGGCAACAUGAUGAGUAAAGAAAAGCGAGAUUCCAUCAGCAAGGAAGACCUCGCCCGAGCCACUUUGGUCACCAUCACCAACAACAUUGGCUCCAUUGCUCGGAUGUGUGCGUUGAAUGAGAAUAUUGACAGAGUUGUGUUUGUUGGGAAUUUUCUCAGAAUCAAUAUGGUCUCCAUGAAGCUGCUAGCAUAUGCCAUGGAUUUUUGGUCCAAAGGACAGCUAAAAGCUCUCUUCUUGGAACAUGAGGGUUACUUUGGAGCUGUUGGGGCCCUACUGGAACUGUUCAAAAUGACUGCUGACCUGUAAAGAGGAGCGGCACGGAAAGAGCCUCCCGUGAGCACUGGAAACUGCUGCUGGACGCGGUGGAAGCCACGAUGCAGCCGGAAGCCAAGCCAUUCUGGCACUUCACCCUGCUGGACUUGUAAAUAGUUGAAAAAUCCUUCUCGCCGGUCUUCUAUACUUACGUUUUGAGCUUAUGAUUCAAAAUGGGGAAUACAAGAUUUUUUUCUGUCUACUGUAUUUUUAAAAAAAGAGAAAAGAAAAAAAGUUGUGCAGCGUGGCCAAACCUAACUAAUUUUAUGCAUUAACUUUGCAAUGUGUUGUAUGAUUCUUUUAAGAAGGACCUGAAAUGUAAAAGCGGUUUUGUUAUCUUAAGUUUUUCUUCUGGGGUUUACUGAUCAGUGUGGCAAUUUUAACUUCAUUUAGUAAUCACUCUAGGAGAUUUUACCUUUACGUAUAUUUUUCAUGACGUUUCAUGAUUUGCUGUUUGUUUCAAAUGAAACUACAAAUCUGGCAUGUUUUACUGCGAGCACUGUCUUUGUUUGUUUCCCUUUUUUUGGUCUCGUUUUCCUGUUUGAAUGUCUUCUGAACAAAGAAGGUCCUUCCACGGUACUUCUGUCCUGGGAUGGUCUCCCCGCCCUCUGCUGACCCAGAUGAAAGCCUUUCUCCAACAUACUUGUUCCUGUGACUGAAGGUGCUGACCAACUCAAUACAAAGUUAAUCACCAGAUCUUUCAAACCUCAGAAGUGCCCAAGGAAGACUCUGAAUGUGUUGCUGAAUUCAAUGGGUCUGGCCAAAAUUCAAAAUAUGCCAUUUUAUAGUAUCCCUUAUGAAUAUAGCCUUGUUUUGUUGGAUUUACUUUAUGUUAGGCUCUAUUAAAGUGUUGUAUGAUGAACCGUCCUCAUCCAUUCAGUGCAGAGAGGCAGUAAAUCCUUGUGCAGGGAGGUUAUUGUUCACAUCAAGAGACUUGGGGGUGGAAUUCACGGAUUAGCCUGUUACGUAGCCAUGAGCUAUUUUUUGUGUACAUGUAUGUACCUAGGAGCUUGGUAACAAGGUAUCUUAUAAAUAAUAAUGCUAAAGUUUUUGUUUUGUUUUGUUUUUAAUAUUCUCAAUCUAAAUCUGCAUUUCAAUCCUUGUUUUAAGAUUAAAAAAUACUGACCUUGAAUCUUUUUGUUGAAGACAUCAUAGGGACUGAUGAGUAAUUUUCCCAUUGGACUGUCUCAUUCGAAUGAGACUCUUGUACCGAUGUUAGAACGCUUAAGAGCUGAUGAUACAGAGCAGACUGGUUUGGGGGUUAAGUGUACCGUUGAACGGGGUUUCUUAAAGGGCAGCACAGUUGUUCCGCGAUGGGUCUUUGGUUCUGCCUUCGGAGCACCAUCUCUAACUUACUUCUCUUCUGGUCUUGAAGGUGAUGCUUGUUGAAAUAAAGCCCGUUUCUGUUGUGA